Molecule: messenger RNA, 2601 nt
Organism: Nasonia vitripennis (jewel wasp)
Lineage: Eukaryota; Metazoa; Arthropoda; Insecta; Hymenoptera; Pteromalidae
Gene: Dhdds
Product: dehydrodolichyl diphosphate synthase complex subunit DHDDS
Exons: 6
Coding region: 757-1659 (300 amino acids)
Biological process (GO): polyprenol biosynthetic process
Cellular component (GO): endoplasmic reticulum; dehydrodolichyl diphosphate synthase complex
Molecular function (GO): ditrans,polycis-polyprenyl diphosphate synthase [(2E,6E)-farnesyl diphosphate specific] activity
Source: RefSeq, a predicted model, not a curated record
AUCUUUGCUUGUGUAUACGUUGCAACGUCAAAAUUCAGUCACUGGCCAGCUAUUGCCCGGCCCGGGCGAUAAGUAUAAUCCGACACCUUGCGCUAUACCUACGUCAGAAUAAAGUACCUAUUAUCGCAAACUCGGAGUCAUCGCACCCAGCAAGCUCCGGCGCGCAUGAGAGCGAGAAGGACGGAGCUAGUCCAACUGAUCAUCAUAGCCGCCGCCGUCGUGUGGCCGAGUGCCAUUCGCGGCUGGGACACGAGCUGCUGCGCGCGCUUCUCUCUCCUCUCCUCACACUGUACAUUGUACAAGUGUGCAGACUGCAUAUACUCCGCAUAUACCCUUCGCGAGGAAGCUGUGUCUAUGUCGUCUCUGAUCAGCUGACGCCCGAGGAUAAUACGCGGCAUCUGGCCGUCCAUGAGGAGCUACUAUACUCGAUAAUCCUCGAGGAGGGUUUACAUAGUAUUAUAUAUAUAUAUUGUUCCGGGCAGUUCCGCUGCAAGCGUACACGUGACACCACCACGCCGCUAACUGCAACGUGACAAGUUUCACACGGAUGCAGCCGUGGCACUAGGUCGGCUCUCGGCUGGUCGACCCAAGACAGUGUUGUUUUCAGUUAUGACUCGCGGAAUGAUGAGUAAGGAGCUUCUCUGAUGCGAGGGUUUAUUGACACCUUGUUGGGCGGUUGUGGAGACCGGAGGAAGUUUCGUCACUUGCGCGUAGGCGAGGACAUAUGCUUCUAAGGAUAGACUGGGUGCGGGCAAGAUGUCUUGGAUAGCGAAGAACACUCUUACCUGGUUGCAGUCUAUUGUGAUCAAAAUAUUGAGGACGGGCAACAUACCCAGACAUGUUGCUAUUAUCAUGGAUGGCAACAGGAGGUAUGCCAAUAAAAUUGGAGUCGAGAGACUGGAAGGACAUUCGAAAGGUUUUGAAAAGCUAGCCGAAACACUGCAGUGGUGUCUAGAAUUUGGCAUUCCAGAAGUAACUGUGUACGCUUUUAGUAUAGAAAAUUUUAAAAGGAGUGAUAAAGAGGUGGACGGUCUCAUGGACCUUGCAAGACGAAAAUUCCAAAGGUUAUUAGAUGAAAGGGAUAAGUUGAUGGAGCAUGGUGUGUGUAUUAGAAUUAUAGGUAACUUAUCUUUUGUACCUCAAGAUGUUCGUUCUCUGAUGGCAGAAGCUAUGCGUAUCACUAAAGAUAAUAACAAAGCAUUUCUAAAUGUAGCGUUCUCUUACACGUCGAGAGAUGAAAUAACAAAUACUGUAAGUGAUAUAGUCAGGCAUGUGAAAAAUGGUGACAUAACGGUAGAUGACAUAGAUGAGAAUCUCUUUUCCAAGUGCCUUUACACGCACAAUUCUGAAGAUCCAGAUUUACUUAUAAGAACUUCUGGAGAAGUUCGUUUCAGUGACUUCCUGAUGUGGCAAACAAGUCAUACGUGUGUUUACUUCACAAAAGUUCUUUGGCCCGAGUUCAGUGCCUGGGACCUCAUAUAUGCAGUGUUCUAUUAUCAAAGGUGUUACAGUGAUAUCAUGCAACUGAAGAAUGAUAGCCAAGAUAAAGUAUCAGUGUUGAAUAAUAGAACUAGCAACUUUGUUAAAAAAUUACACAAAGAAAGGGACACAAUGCUUGAAAGCACGUCGCAUAUUACGAUAUUAAACGGAAAACAUUAGCCUAAAUAUUAUUUUUAAAUGGAUGGUUAGUGUUCAGUUACAUGAAAAAUGUGUGCAAGUCACAUGAAAAUAUAAAUAGAUGACACGAAACCAGUAAUAUUUUCUUUCAAUAAGGAAGCCUACAUAAGAAAAAAAAGUGUAAAAAUCAUUUUUAUGGCUUUGAAGAUGAAGAAGUACCCAUUUUAGUAAAUUAUGAAAAUUGGUAUAUUUUUACAUUAUUAUACAUAGUCCAUGAUGAAAAUUACAUAUAUUUUUUGUAAUACAUUUAUUGGGUUCUUUUUGUAUAAACUUCAUGUAAAAAUCAUAUUCUUAAGAACUUUUGUUAAAAAUAGAAUUGAUUUUGAAAGAAAAUUCGUAUAUUGCACGAAAAUAAUUGUUCAUAUUGAAUCAAUAUCAUAAUUUAUAUACAAAUAUAUAUAUAUAUGAUUAUGAAAGAAAGUCCACAUUUGUAAUAAUUAUGUACAUUACAAGUACAAUUCCUCUCUGCACUUUUUGAAAAAAAAUUUGACAGUCAAACUUAUUUGAAAAUCUUUAAAAAGCAAAGCCAAUAGCUUUUACAACAUAAAUCCAUGACCUUUUUUUGACAGAGAAAAUAGAAAUAAAAUUAGUUAACUUUCGUUAUCUUGAAACUCUUAAAAUUAAAACAUAUUUAAAUAUAUGUUAGUAUUAGUAAUUAGUUUUUGCAAUUAGCGUACAUGAAUUGUUAAUAGAAACAUUAGCGUUUUUUGUAUCAUUUGCAGUUAGUAAAAUAUUUUCAAUAAAUCACAGAAUAACGUUAAAAUAACUCUUAACUUCUACUUUCAGUCGUAAAAAUAAAAUUCUUUUAUCAAUCAAAAUAACGAAGGUUACCAACAUAAUAUGUAUAAAUGUAUAUGUAUUUACCAUAUAGCUAUAAAAAAAUGGAAGAAGAUUUGUUCGGUUGAAUCAAGUUAAAAAAGGUUU